Paramormyrops kingsleyae is the source of this 9225-nucleotide messenger RNA. The record is from RefSeq and is a predicted model, not a curated record. Lineage: Eukaryota; Metazoa; Chordata; Actinopteri; Osteoglossiformes; Mormyridae.
GCCCCAUGCCAGUAGCAUGGCUCAAUACUCUACGCAGCCCGGAGUGUCUGCCACGCAAAGCUGAAGAGGGAGAUCGAGAGAGAGAGAGAGGGAGAAAAGAAAAAAGGUAGAAAAUCCAGGCUGUUAGAAAACUUUUUUUGAGAUAACUAGAGUGCAAGUUAAAUAUUUUAAAAUCUGCGAAGUUUUUUGCUUUUGGCUCGACUGCUCAACGCAGCAAGAACUUAAAAAACAAGGCAAAAAAAUGCCUAGACCGCCGUGCUGAAACGUUUGGAAGCAAGGACUGGUCAUAGGUCUCCAUCCUGUACCAUAUGUGCAUCUCUGCUCGCCUUUCCCGGGUCAACAGAAGGCAUUAAACAGAUCUCUAGACGACCACAAACAGACUGCGAACGGGUGGCCGUCCAUCUGAAGUGAUCUGAGGCUGAUUUACACCACUCCAGGAAAGAGGACAAAAUAAACUUCAGGAUGGCGGAGGGCGAAGACACGCGGGAGGUGCUUUUCCCAAACUGGAUGGGUGCCGAUGAGCAAGGUCUAACCAUCGAGCGGACAGGCCAGGGCGAGAUCUUAGUCAAAGAGGUGAAAGUGGAGUCUGCAGCAGCACGAACAGGAAGAGUGUAUGAAGGGGACCAGAUUGUGGGUGCCACCAUCUACUUCGACAAUAUGAGUUCAGACGAAGCAGCUGAAUUGCUGAAAACCCUGAAUCGGCACAAAGUUGGACUAAAACUACAGAAUCGUCCUGGGGAGAAGUCGCCGUGCCGGUCUCCUGUGGGCACCUUAAGCUGGGAAGGAAGAGGGCGGAUUGGCAGUUCUAGUCCAGACGUUAUUCUGAGUGGGGAUGAUGAGGAUUACAGAAGAAUUUACACCAAGAAGAUAAAGCCCCGGUUAAAGUCAGAGGAUCUGGCAGAGGAAGUGGAUGUACGAACAGAGCGCCAUAGCAGUACCAGCAGUGAUGGCAACACAAUCACUACCAUCACACGGCGAAUUACAACAUACACUGUGGAUGUACCUGGAGAGGCUUCCCAGCAAGAAAUUGACCUCUCUAGCCCAGAGUUUAAAAUUAAAGUUCCUCGACAUGACCAACCAGGAGAUGAUGGUAGCUACACCACUCAUGUCUUGGGACCUCAGAUCAGCUUUGGAGCAUCUGGUUCCUCAGAAAAGAAAUGGACCAUGGGGAGUGUGAAAACCACAGGUGAAAUCAGGGAAGGAGAAAGAGAAGAGGUGAGAUUUAAGGUGCCUGGCUUUGGCAUUUCAGGGUCACGAGAGGAAUUUAGUGUUUCUGGGCAGAGGCUGGUGGGAGAUAGCAGCAUCAGUGCACCAGGUAUUAACAUAGAAAAAGGUGUAUCGGCUUCAGAUGAGGAAUUGAGAGGGCGAGUCAAGGUAUCGUCUUUCGGGAUAACAGGUCAGAGUACUGAAGGAAAAUUGAACACUGACAUGACUGGGUCGAUAAUAAAAGGAAUGAAAACUCAGACAAUUGACAUUAAUGUUCCUGAUAUUGAUAGGCAAAGUGAUAAGGUUGGAAUCAAAUUGCCUGCAUUUGGGUUCAAAAGUCGUGACGUAGCAACAAGUGGAAUUAUAGAUACUAAAGGGUCAAAAGGUGAAAUCGGCUUACAGUCAUUUUCUGGGAAAGGUACUGAAACUGCUGGUCUUGGAUUUGAUGUAAAGGGGCCAAACAUUGACAUAACUCCACAGCCAAAAGGAGACAUCACAACUGCAAAAAUAGACAUCAAGGCAAAGGAUAUAAAAAGUAGCAAAGGAGAUGUUAAUAUCAAAAUACCAGGAAUGGGAAUGAAGAUAACCAGCCCAGAAAUAAAAGAACCAAAAAUGACUGGUGUUCUAGAUUUCACCAGAGCUGACAUAAACACCAACAGCAGAGCUGAUAUAAAAGGUCCACAUUUAGAUAUUCUGCAGCAAGAGAGCACUGUCAGAAUCCCUUCCAUAUCAGGAAGUACAAUAUCUACGAUAGGUGCAGAUGCUUGCCUGAAAGGGCAGACCUUAAAAAAAGAUACAGAAAUGUCAAUAUCGCAAAUUGAAGGUGGAAUCAGACUGCCAAAUGUGGGAGCUCCUGAACUCAAUGUUAACGUGCCCGAUAGUAAUUUCAAAGAAACUAAAAUGAAAAUCUCAGCACCAUCCGUAAGUCUUUUCAAAGCUGAGGCCGACCAUAAAGGUUCUAAACUUGACAUUGAAGAUCAUGAAUUUCAUGUUAAGGGACCCGAUGGACAAAUAGAGGGGCCUAAAAUCAAGAUGCCGUUUAUUUAUGGGCAGAAGUCAUCAAUGCCAGAUGUGGACAUCAGUGUUAAAGGGAGACAGGUGAAAGGAGAGAUCAGUGGGUCUGUACCAAAGGUGGAAGGUGGGAUAAGAGAACAACAUGUUAAAGUUGAAGGUAUGGAUGUCAAGAUUGAGGGAUCUGAGGGUGGAAUUAAAAUGCCCAAGAUGAAAGUGCCUUCUUUUGGGAUGAAAGAGUUCAAUGAGGGGGGCUCUUCAAUAGAUAUGAAUGUCCCUGGAGUUGAUAUAGAUAUUGGACGGCCUAAGAUUGACCUUAAAGGCUCAAAAUUUGGCAUUGAAGGAUAUGAUGGAAAAAUCACAAUGCCAACAAUUUCUGGGCCAAAAGUUUCAAUGCCAGAUAUGGACCUCACCUUGAAAGGGCCAAAACUGAAAGGUGAUAUGGAUGUGUCGGUACCAAAAGUGGAAUGUGACAUCAAAGCACCAAAAGUUGACAUUGAAGGUCCAGAUGUCGAAAUGGAAGGACCUGGAGGUGGAUUCAAGAUGCCGAAGAUGAAAAUGCACAAAUUUGACCUUAAAGGACCCAAAGUAGAGGGUCCUGAUGUUGAUGUGAAUCUUCCCAAAGGCAACAUUGAUGUAAAAGCACCUAAAAUUGACAUUGAAGGUCCUGACGUCGAUAUUGAACGACCAGAUGGAAAAAUAAAAGGGUCAACAUUCAAGAUGCCAAGCAUUUCUGGACCAAAGAUUUCAAUGCCAGAUGUGGACUGGAACCUAAAAGGAUCAAAGCUGAAAGGAGAUAUGGAUGUGUCAGUAGCAAAGGUGGAAGGUGAUAUCAGAGCCCCAAAGGUUGACAUAGAGGGCCCAGAUGUUCAGGUGGAGGGACCUGAAGGUGGAUUCAAGAUGCCCAAGAUUCAUAUGCCCAAAUUUGGAUUUAAAGGACCCAAAGUAGAGGGUCCUGAUGUUGAUGUGAAUCUAGCCAAAGCUGAUGUAGAUAUUAAAGGUCCUGAAGUAGAUAUUGAAGGACCUCAUGGCAAAGUCAAGGGGCCAAAAUUCACGAUACCGACCAUUUCUGGGCCAAAGAUUUCAAUGCCAGACAUGGACUUGAACCUGAAAGGGCCGAAACUGAAAGGUGACAUGGACGUGUCGGUAACCAAAUUGGAAGGUGACAUCAAAGCACCCAAAGUUGACAUUGAGGGGCCAGAUGUUCAGAUGGAAGGCCCAGAAGGUGGAUUCAAGAUGCCCAAGAUUCACAUGCCCAAAUUUGGCUUUAAAGGACCCAAAGUGGAGGGUCCUGGUGUUGAUGUGAACUUACCAAAAGCUGACUUUGACAUUAAAGGGCAUAAAGUUGAUAUAGAAGGUCCAGAAUUUGAUGUUGAGGGUCCUGAUGGAAAAAUCAAGGGACCUAAAUUAAAAAUGCCAGCAAUUUCUGGCCCAAAGAUUUCAAUGCCAGAUGUGGACUUCAACCUGAAAGGGCCGAAACUGAAAGGAGACAUGGAUGUGUCAGUACCAAAAGUGCAAGGUGAUAUCAAAGCACCAAAAGCUGACAUUGAAGGCCCAGAUGUUGACAUUGAAGGGCCAGAAGGUGGAUUCAAGAUGCCAAAGAUUAAAAUGCCCAAGUUUGGCCUAAAAGGUCCUAAAUUAGAGGGUCCGGAUGUUGACGUGAAUCUUCCCAAAGCCAAUGUUGAUAUUAAAGGUCCUGAAAUUGAUAUUGAAGGACCUGAUGGCAAAAUCAAGGGCCCGAAAUUCGCGAUACCGACCAUUUCUGGGCCAAAGAUUUCAAUGCCAGAUGUGGACUUCAACCUGAAAGGGCCGAAACUGAAAGGAGACAUGGAUGUGUCAGUACCAAAAGUGGAAGGUGAUAUCAAAGCACCAAAAGUUGACAUUGAAGUGCCGAGUGCAAGCAUGGAGGGACCUGAACUUGAUGUUCGGGGUCCUGAUGGCAAAUUUAAGGGACCUAACUUUAAGAUGCCGACCAUUUCUGGUCCAAAGUUAUCAAUGCCAGACCUGGAUUUGAACCUAAAAGGACCGAAACUGAAAGGGGACGUUAAUGUUUCUGUCCCGAAAGUUGAAGGUGAUGUUAAGGCUGCACACAUAGAUGUCAAAAGUCCGGACAUGGAUCUGAAAGCUUCUGAGGGACGUUUUAAAAUGCCCAAGUUUAAGUUGCCAAAGUUUAGUUUUAAAAGUCCAAAAGUUGAAUCUCCAGAUGCAGGUCUUAAUGUACCAAAAGGUGGAUUUGAAGUUAAAUCUCCCUCAGUUGACAUUGAGGGUGUUGAAGCUGAUUUGGGAAGUCCUGAUGGCAAAAUGAAGGGACCUAAAUUUAGGAUGCCAUCCAUUUCUGCACCAAAAAUUUCAAUGCCAGAUGUGGACCUGAACCUAAAAGCACCCAAACUGAAAGGAGACGUGGAUAUGUCUGUUCCAAAGGUAGAAGGUGACAUCAAGGUGCCAAAAGUUGGUAUUGAAGGCCCAGAUGUUGAUAUUGAAGGGCCAGAAUUUGAUGUUGAGGGUCCUGAUGGAAAAAUCAAGGGACCUAAAUUCAAAAUGCCAAAAAUUUCUGGGCCUAAGAUUUCACUGCCGGAUGUGGACUUCAACCUGAAAGGGCCAAAGCUGAAAGGAGAUAUGGAUGCAUCAUUACCGAAGGUGGAAGGUGAAAUCAAGGCUCCAAAAGUUGACAUUGAGGGCCCAGAUGUUGACAUUGAAGGUCCAGAAGGUGGAUUCAAAAUGCCCAAGAUCAAAAUGCCCAAAUUCGGCCUCAAAGGACCCAAAGUGGAGGGUCCCGAUGUUGAUGUAAACUUACCAAAAGCUGAUUUUGAUCUUAAAGGACCUAAAGUUGAUAUUGAAGGUCCAGAAUUUGAUGUUGAGGGUCCUGAUGGAAAAAUCAAGGGACCUAAAUUCAAAAUGCCAAAAAUUUCUGGGCCGAAUAUUAAUUUGCCUGACUUCAAUCUGAAAGGACCCAAAAUAGAAGGUGACCUGAAAGGACCAAAAGUAGAUAUCAGUGCUCCUGAAGUUGACAUUGGUGCUCCCGAUUUCAAUAUUAAAGGAGGAAAAGUCAAAGGACCCAAAAUAGAAAUGCCUAAGUUGUCUGGACCUAACAUCAAAAUCCCUGAUGUUGACUUCAACUUGAAAGGUCCAACGGUUGAAGGUGGAAUCAAAGGACCCGAGGUGAACUUUGAAGGGCCUGAUGUGCAAGGGCCAGAAGCUGGAAUAAAGCUGCCCAAAAUCAAAAUGCCUAAAUUUGGUGUAAAAGGUCCAAAAUUUGAGGGUCCUGAAGUUGAUGUUGGCAUGAAAACAGAUGUUAAACUCCCAGAAGCAGAUGUUAGCCUUGAUCUUCCUGACACUGAUGUUAAUAUCAAAGGAAAGAAAAGCAAAUUUAAAAUGCCAAAAAUAAAGGGGAAGGUAAAGAAGCCGGAUGUCGACAUAGGUCUCAAAUCUCCUGACAUAGAUUUGGAGACACACUCACCAGAUAUUCAUGUAAAAGGUCCUAAGGUAAAGAAGCCAUUAUUUGGGAUGCUGCAUUUCCCAGAUUUGGAGCUUGAUAUUAAAUCCCCCAAGAUUAAGGGUGAUGGGACUGUUUCAGAUUCCUUGAAAACUCCAAAUAUGGAUCUUCCAUCUGCUGGUGUCAAAGCUGACAUUAAAACUCCUGUUGUUGACAUACCAGAUGUUAAUGUUGAGGGUCCUGAUGUAAAAAUGAAAAAGUCCAAAAUCAAAAUGCCUAAAUUCAAUAUAUCAGGUCCUAAACUUAAAACUCCUGACAUUGACAUAAAAGGUCCUGGUCUUCAUGCACCUGAUGUAAAUGUUUGUGUGCCUGAUGUUGAUGUCAAAGGCCCUGAUAUGAAAGCUAAACUCAACCUUGAGGGACCAGAAGGAAAACUAAAGGGUCCCUCUUUAAACAUUGAAACAUCAAAAAUUGCAGCUCCUGAUUUGUCUUUGAAAGGAACUAAAGUAAAGGGAGACCUGGAUAUAUCUGGUGAAAUUAAAGGGCCAUCUGUGGAAGGACCAGAUAUAAACCUCGAAGGCCCUGAUGGUAAGAUGAAGGGCCCUACAUUUAAGAUACCAACUGUUGACAUAAAGGCUCCUAAAAUUUCUGGCCCUGAAUUUGAUUUGAAAAAACCCAAAAUUAAAGGUGAUAUUGAUGUUUCAAGUGAAAUCAAAGGUCCAAAGGUUAAUGUUGAGGGGCCAGAUGUAGAAUUUGUUGGACUUGAUGGAAAGGCUAAAGGCCCCACAGUUAAAAUGCCUACUAUAUCUGGUCCAGGAAUUUCUGUACCAGAUGUGGACCUCAAGCUGAAAGGUCCAAAAGUAAAAGGAGAUGUGGAUAUGCCCCUUCCAGCAGUCAGAGGUGACGUGAAGUCACCAAAAGUUGAGAUUGAGGGUCCAGCUAUUGACACUGAAGGUGGAUUCAAGAUUCCUAAGAUAAAAAUGCCCAAAUUCGCUCUGAAAGGACCUAAUGUUGAAAGUCCUAAUGUUGACAUCAACUUAAAAACAGCUGACAUUGGCAUCAAAGGGCCUGAAGUUGAUAUCGAAGGUCCAGGACUUCAUGUUGAGGGUCCUGAAGGAAACAUCAAAGGACCUAAAUUGAAGAUGCCAUCCACUUCUGUGUCAAUGCCUGGUGUAGAUUUUAACUUGAAAGCGCCGAAAGUUUCUGAAGGGGAUCUUAAUGUCAAAGCUGAGGCAGGGGAGCAUGCAGAAAUGUCAUCAGUCACCAUUCCAAAAAUCAAAGUUCCAAAGUUUGGAAUUGCUCUGCCCAAACUUGAAGGGCCAGAAGUAGGAGUAGAUAUUGGUUCAGGUGGGGCAGUUGGUGGAGGGUCUGUUAGCAUGCAGGCCUCUGGAGCUAGCACCACCUUAAGCUCUCAAAGUCUUGAAUUGGAGGGUCCUGAGGUUAAAACUGGUGGUGGAAAAACAAAAGUCAAGUUGCCCAAGUUGUUUGGCAAGUCAAAAAGCAAGGGCGGUAGUGCAGCAGACCUGAGUCUUCAGGGACCGAGUGUGGAAGUGUCUGGUAGUGGUGGUGGUGUAAAAGGUUCCAAAGGGCUGAGUGUAAGUUCUGGCGAAUUGCCUGGCAAGAGUGCAAUUGAGGGAGGUCCUGGCAUCAGUGUGUCACCUAAAACCAAGUCUGCAUCGCUAGAUCUGUUCAAAAAAUCCCGACAUCGAUCUUCCUCCUUGAGUGACGAGGGAGGACUGGCUUCCCCUUCCUCCCCCAGUGGUCAUCUCCAAGCAGAGGGGGGAGCCUCCCUGGAGGGUGGGGAGGUUAAGGUCAAGGGUAAAAAAGGAAAGCUGAAGUUUGGCACGUUUGGUGGCUUUGGCUCCAAGUCGAAAGGCUCAUAUGAAGUGUCCCUGGGUGAAGAAGCUGAAGCUCAGGUAGAGGGAAGUGGUGGAGUUUCUUUGCCCUCCAAGAAGUCCCGGGUAUCUUCAUCAUCCAGUGGUGAUAGUGCGGCUAAGGGAGGUUUUCGUUUUCCACGUGUCGAACUUUCAGUGUCACCUAAGAAAUAAUCUAAUGAGCCAUGUCUCCAUCCCCUUCUUUUCCUAGCCAUUUUCUUCAUUCUAUCUAUAUGACUUGGUCCAUCUCCAGCCCUGACUCUUAUAAAUUUUAAGUUUAAACAACAACUUGAUUUUCAAAAUGUACAUCUCCAGUACACUGAUGCACUGCUAGGGAAGCGCAAAGGUAAUUUAAAAGACACUGGAGUAAAUUUUGUAGUUUUGAAAAUCAUCCUUUAAGUGUAAAUAAGAAAUUGAACCUGUUUUGUAUUUUUUUUGUACAUAAUCACGUUUGUUUAGCGUAUCCUGUCUUAGACACAGUGCCUUAAGUACAAAUGUUAAUAGUAAAGGAAUUCUUCAAAUCUUUUAAAACUUUUGGUAGUAGGCGUGCUAUUUUUUAUCUUAAAAAUGUAAUAGAAAUGAGGAAUUUCAAAGUCUGCAAAAGUUCAUGAUUCAAAAUGUUUAAUAAAGGAUUGUGUAUACUUUAUACUCAUUAAUCAGAAAACAGCUGUUAUUGAUAUAUAUUUUAACAAAAGAUUUAUUUGCUUUUGUUUUGGAGCUUAAACAUAUUAUAAUCAGUGCUGCAGAAAUGUAUACUUCUCAUUGAUCUGACCUUUUUACAUUUUCCAUAGAAUCAAACGUCAUUGCUGGUAGAGACCAUAACUGCAGUAAGCAUCAAUGUAUUUGUAUAAGUUAUAAUGAACUGCUGUUUUGACCUGAGUUACACUAGAAUACUGCCCAAAUCCUUAUUGGUAGCUGCUUCAUAAUAUACUUUAACCAAUUUAGCUGAAUACAGAGUGUACAGCUGCAGUCAAAAGUAGAGCAAAAGCAGAUUCUUUGGGUGCACUGUUACGCAGAAGAAAAUGGCAGUAUCCUGUUGUGACAGAAAGGUGGCUUCAAUGAUCAUUUGUAUUGUAUAUUUUUUGUAUCGUGAGGAAAAAUACACAUUUCCCUUUUAUAAUUUGCCUUUUUUGGCUAAGAAAUUGACAGCAUAUCAUAGCUCCCAUUGUCUCUGUUUCAUAAUACUUGGUCUUAUUGUAAUGCCUACUGAGAAAUUGUCAAAUGUGAUAAAAUCCUGACGCGAUGACAAUGGUUAGCCAAACUUGCAUGGAUUUGCAGUUUGAGUGAAUCUGUUUUGUAAUUAUUGUCCCUGGCUUGCAACCUUAACUCCACAUCUGAGCACCUUAACAUGUUGAGCUAAAUAUUUCUCUCUCUCUCUCUCUCCCUCGGUAAAUAGGUAUGUUGAUAUAUGGUGAUGGAGGAGUUGGGGCUUUGCUAGCUGUUGUGACAAAAGGGUCACGCUGUAAUGCCACUGAUGCUUAAUGACUUUUCUAUAAUGGUCUUUUAAGUCAUUACAUUAGCCUUGGGGAAAAAUAUGUGAAAAGAAAUGGUAUUUUCUAACAUCCUUUGGUGUAUUUAGUGACAUUGGGAUCUAGAUGCGUCUGUUUUUGUUUCUUGCUGGUAUGUAUUUUUUUUUCAUUUUGUUAAUGUUCUGUUUCAACUACAAAACAAACCACAAAUAAACUGUUCAAUUAACCUUAA